Messenger RNA from Strongyloides ratti, 642 nucleotides. RefSeq lists its product as hypothetical. Lineage: Eukaryota; Metazoa; Nematoda; Chromadorea; Rhabditida; Strongyloididae. The transcript has 2 exons. Bases 1 to 642 code for a protein of 213 amino acids. The record is from RefSeq and is a predicted model, not a curated record.
AUGUUUAUAUUAUCUUUACUAUUAUUUCAUUUUAUUCAAUUAAUUAUUGUUAGGAGUGCAGUUUUCAGAAAUGAUGAAAAUAGUUAUCUCCAACGAAGGGAUAAUUUUGAUAAAGAUUUUAAAGGGUAUCAAAUGGGUCAUUUUAAUACAAGAGACAUUCCAAAAAUUAAUGUUCCUAUAUCACGUGAAGUAAUAUUUCGAUCGAGAGAGAAAUGUUUUCAGAAAUGUUUAGUACCCUGUGGUGAGGUAACAGCAUCAUUAUCAUUUGACGAUGAUGAAGGUGAAUUUCCACAAGAUAUAUUAUUUAAAUGCCUUCGUCUUAAACCUCCCGAAAAAAGUGGAUUCCGUCAUCUUAUUUCUACAUCACCGCCACUAAUAGCGGCAGCUGUACUUUUGACCGCUAUUAUUUUAAUGUUAUUAAUCUGUAUAAUAUGUUCAAUUGUCGGGUCAUGUAAAAGGAGAAGGAGACUUGAAAGAAACAGAUUGCCAACUUUUAAUACUGAAAAUAUUGAACCAAUGGAAAGUAUUGAACCUAGUAGAUAUAUAAAGGUAUCAGCAGAUAGAAAUGGUUUAAUAAAAAUUGACGAAACAGAAGAUACUGAUUUUGGACAAUGUAAAAAGGUUACCAGCAGUGAAUGUUAA